AUGACCUCCGCUGAAGACGACGCUAACAUCUCAAGCCAGAUUUACAAGACCUUCAAGCAAUUACAAGAAGGAGAAAAGACCGCCGAUGCCCUGGAAAGUAUGCUCGAUCGACUGGAUGAUCGAUUGAGAGAAUUGAUCAGUGAUGUCAACUCAAUGAAACAAGAUAAAAAUGAUUCGAAUGAAGGUUCCAAGAACUUAAAUCAAUAA
Molecule: messenger RNA, 207 nt
Organism: Lachancea mirantina
Lineage: Eukaryota; Fungi; Ascomycota; Saccharomycetes; Saccharomycetales; Saccharomycetaceae
Source: the annotation of a GenBank genome assembly